Medicago truncatula (barrel medic) is the source of this 1170-nucleotide messenger RNA. Its product is annotated as F-box/kelch-repeat protein At3g06240. Gene Ontology annotation, molecular function: protein binding. Bases 1 to 1170 code for a protein of 389 amino acids. The record is from RefSeq and is a predicted model, not a curated record. Lineage: Eukaryota; Viridiplantae; Streptophyta; Magnoliopsida; Fabales; Fabaceae. The transcript has a single exon.
AUGGCUGCGAUGAAUGAAAAGGUUAGUAUCUAUGUUCCUGAAGAUAUCGUCUUCUCUAUUCUUUCAAAACUACCUUUGAAAUCUGUGAAACGGUUUACUUGUGUAAACAAACUUUACACUCUUUUAUUUGAAAAUCCUUAUUUUGUGAACAUGUUUUACAAAAAUAUGGUUUCCAAAUAUAAUUCAUUGUACGAUGAACCAUGUUUCCUCCUAAACCAUGAGAGUAGCAAUUUGGAAAGUAAGUUGUAUUUGAUUUCUGGAAAGAGAAUUGAGAACAAAGUGCCAUUGAACUGGCCACAUCCUUUUAAUCAAAACCCUGGAUAUAAUUACUAUCAGCCUUUUAUUGCAUCUUCUUCUGUUAAUGGCACUCUUUGUAUAUACGAUGAAAAUGAUUAUCAUCCAACUAUUGUAUUGUGGAAUCCCGCUACCGAUGAAUUACAUAUUGUUCCUAAGGACCACGAUUAUUAUGUUAUUUCCGACUUUUCUGAUGAUAGAGACAUUACCUAUACUGUUCAUGGAUUCGGUUAUGACAAUGUUAGCGAUGAUUAUAAGAUUAUUCGAUAUGUUGAUUAUCAUGGAAAGCUUGACACUCUUUGGCAAGGCCCCUAUUGGGAAAUAUAUAGUUUAGAGAGUAACUUUUGGGAGACACUUUAUGUUGAUAUGCGACAUCGUUUUUGGAGUUCGGUAGGUGCUGGGGUUCACUUGGAUGGAGUGUGCCAUUGGUGGAGCAAAGAAGAUUGUGAAACAUAUGUGGUAUCAUUUAACUUGAGCACUGAAGUACCUGUUACCACUCUACUGCCCUCAGAAUUGCAUGAUCUAGAUCAACAACAUGUUAAUAGAGACUUGGCGGUGUUAAAUGGGCAUGUAAUUAUGAUCUCCCGUUAUGUGAAGACCACUUCUUUCCACAUAUCAAUAUCAAUGUUGGGUGAGCCCGGGGUCAAUGAAUCAUGGAUUAAGCUCUUCGAUGUUGGACCCUUAUCUGACAUUAAGGGGUUUAUUGGAGCAGGGAGGAAGGCCGAUAUAUUUUUAAAAAAAGCUGAUGAUGAACUCGCAUAUUUUGAUUUAAAUACUGGAGUAAUUCAAAACAUUGGUGUUAAAGUAAACUCAUCUUGUUCUCAAGUAGUAUUUUAUAAGAAAAAAAUUCCUCCAAUCGGAGGAAUCCAAAAUUAG